GAAAAAAAGGCUGAGUUAUUUUUUUGACAUUCUUUUUUUUUUCGUGUUUUUUAUUUUCAUUAAUAUAUAUGAAUCGAUUAGGUUUUGCAGAUUUUCACGCAAGGCAUUUCGGAGCUGCCCAGAGGGCUCAUUGGCAGUCAAUUUUAAAGCAACAAGAGUACGGGAGCCAGCAUCAGCAAUAUGACGGCUAUCAACAGCAAGGCUACGAUGAGAAUCAGCAGCAAACUUACGAAACAAGCCAACAAGAAGGCUACGACAGCUACCAACAGUACCAAUAUGACAGCUAUCAGCAGGAGUAUUAUGGGACUGAGCAACAAGAAGAGCAACCACCAUUGGACAGUAAUGAACCAUUUGGACAAGUAAGGGAGUACGACCAUUAUGAAGAAGAAGAAGAAGAAUUGUCAAAAGAAGCGAUAGAGAUAUUUCGAUUUUCCGAAGCGUAUCGAUUAGAACGAGCACUAGAAAGACAAAAGGAGGAAGCGAAUAAUGACGAAGAAGGCAUGAAUGAUUGGCAGUAUGAUGAAUCAAACGUACUAGUGAGCGGAGGGUUAGAGGCACCUGCAACAAGUCUUGUUUUGACCAAUCAAAAACAAGAUCGAUCGACCAAGAUUAAGAUUCAAGAAGAUUUAUUAAAUUCGGCCUAUUUACAAUCAUGUAUGAAUGGUGAUGCACCAGUGCUUUGGCCUGUGCUUCCCUUGAAGAUGUAACUAGAAGAAAAAAAAAAAUUGAUUUCAAAUCCCCGACUUUUGUUAUUUAUACCCGCUUUUUCUUUUAAUGACUCUUUUUCUCUUUUCUACC
This is a messenger RNA of Mucor mucedo, 798 nucleotides long. RefSeq lists its product as uncharacterized. Bases 69 to 707 code for a protein of 212 amino acids. Lineage: Eukaryota; Fungi; Mucoromycota; Mucoromycetes; Mucorales; Mucoraceae. The record is from RefSeq and is a predicted model, not a curated record. The transcript has a single exon.